UUAAAUACUUCGCAUGCUCGCGGGUUAUGGUGUGUCUUAAAGACCACUUUAGACAGUCUGAUACACUGAGAGUUGAGUGACAGCUCGUGAUCACAUACACUGACAAUCUUUCCAAGGCCUAUGGAUUUAUCAAUGUCGUAUCUGGUCAAAGUACUGUUAUAGGCCUAAAUCGGACCGCAGACCCAAGCAUUUUUGCCGAGUCGGAGGGAGCCAGUGAAAGCGUUCGAAAGACACGGACUUGGCCUAGUAGAUAAACAGACGGAGUAUAGAGAGGGGAUAACCCUCGGUCCAGCUAUGGUUCCUCUAUGGCUGUUUACAGCUAGUUUUAUUGGAAUUUUACUUCCAAAUGGAACUAUAGGAGGAAGCAUAUUACGCUGUGCACAUUUCAACCAAUCCACACUUUCACAACACCCGGACAUCACUGUGACCUUGACCUCUGAUGGUACACCUGUCGUGAAAAACCAUGUUACUGUCCAGUGUCGGGAUGAAAACCAUUUCUGUUACACGACCUGGGACCGAAAUGCAUCUACUGGACAGGUCAUGUCCUUCACACAAGGCUGUAUCAGUGGCGACAAGAUGCCCCAUACCUGUCUCGACUACCAGUACUGUGGCAGUGAGAUCGAGACAAUCGCUGACUUCAAGAUCUGUUGUUGUCAUGGACACACAUGUAACAACUACUUCAGUGAAGCACAGUUUGAAGUUGGGAAGCGUGAAAAUCAGAUGUUAAGUGAUCAAGCACAGAAGCCUACCAUAAAGGAAAAAACAGCUUCACCAGUGGACACACAGGAAUACACUUAUUGUGCUUUUUAUGAUGGUGACAGUAAUCAGAAAACAGCAGCGUCAAAGAAUGGCUCACUUUCAAUCAACGAAUUUACCUCCAACACCUUCACAGACAAGCUUGUCCUACAGGAUGGCAAGACGGUCCGCUGCUCCAAGAAGGAUUCCUGCUACACAUUGUGGUUUGGUGCAACGAAUGACACGGAGGCAACCAUCAAACGACAGGGUUGUUGGCAUACAUCAUGUGACAUGGAAGAAUGCUUCUCGAAUCAACCAAUCAAACUUCUAGAAAAGAAAGACUACAAAUUCUGCUGUUGCCGUGGUGACAUGUGUAACACCAACUUUACAGAUAUCUAUGAUCCAAAUCUACACACAACACAAGAUCCCAUGUUACCUUCGGCCCAUUUGCUAGACUCGGAGACCUAUCAACUUUAUAAACAGAAAACAAUCAUCAUAUCCAUGGUUUCUGUGUGUUCCGUGGCUCUCAUCACCAUCGGACUCUUCUUGCUCUACAAGCUCUUCCCUGGCACACGCAAGCCUCCUAAUGAUUUACUAACAGAGGUUGAAACACCAUCGUCCUCGGGGCUCGACCUCUCUACCCUCAAACUGUGCAACCAGAUUUGCCAUGGUCGCUAUGGUGAUGUGUGGAGUGGUUGCAUGGGAGACACUCCUGUGGCGGUGAAAAUUUAUUCCUCAAAUCACAAACAAAUAUACCUCAGUGAGAAAUCCAUUUACACUUUACCAUUUUUUGAGCAUGAAAAUUUGUUAAAAUUUUACGGAGGAGAUGAACAGAUUAUAGAUGGGACUACACAAUAUUUGUUGAUUCUGGCCCACAUUCCUCUUGGUGCACUUCAUGGAUACCUUAAAACAAAUACAGUUGAUUGGGCAACAUUCUGUAGGAUGUGUCUCACUAUUGCCAAAGGACUAACUCACCUGCACUCUGACAUCAGGAAGGGAGAUUUGUUCAAGCCAUCAAUAGCCCAUCGUGACAUCAAUACCAGAAACAUCCUCGUGAAUUACGACCUCUCGUGUGUCAUCGCAGAUUUUGGCUUUGGAAUUACCAUGAUGGGAUCCAAAAUCAUCCGCAACGGUCACUACGAAAAUGCCGAGCACUCUUCAUUACAAGAUGUUGGAACUUUACGGUACAUGGCACCAGAACUUCUGGAUGGUGCAGCUAAUCUUCGCGAAUCUGAAUCAUCACUCAAACAGAUUGAUAUGUAUGCCUUUGGCCUCGUUAUGUGGGAGAUCUCCUCCCGCUGUUCAGACUUAUACCAAGGAGUGCCCACCCCAGACUACAUGCUGCCGUUUCAGAAGGAGGCUGGAAACCAUCCGUCAUUUGAGGAAAUGCAGAUUCUUGUUUCCCGUAACAAAGUGCGGCCAAAGUUUCCUGCAGUAUGGAAAGAUUAUAACCAGGCCAUCAGAGCAUUGAAGGAGACCAUUGAGGAUUGCUGGGAUCACGAUGCUGAGGCACGCUUAACAGCCAUGUGUGUGGAGGAGCGCGUUUCUGACCUUAUCACAUUGUGGUCCCAGGAUUCCAAACAGAAAGGUAUGACACCCACAAUUACCACCACCAGUAAUCUAUUUGAGCCAAUGGCCACAGACAGUGAUCUUCAAGUGGAGGGGCAACAGAAGCAGUAUCAUGUGGCCAACGGACACGUUACGACAGCGUUGAGAGAACAGGUGCCAAAUACUCAGUCUGAUAGCAGUACUGCUCAUUUACUUGUGUCCUCACCACCCAAUAGCUACAUCAGUCAGCACCCACAACCGUGUCGACAAGAUUGGGGAAUGUCGUCAUCGACAACUGACACCAUAUUGUCACCAUCUGAAGAUGAAAUACCCCUUCCACCACAGAAGCUGAUGAAUGUAGCAAUGGACAAGAACAAAUUGGUUCUGCGUCCUCACCAAGGUAGAAAUCCCACUGUAGAAAGGAAUACACAUAAACGAAGUGAUGAGGAAUUAGCUGUAUCUGGAAAUCAGCUUGUUUACGGAGGAGACAACCGCCUCAUCGAGCCUGCUCAAAAUGCCCCCUCUAACUUACCAAAUGAUGACACGUCUUUUGACGGAUUUAGUGACAAUUUGGAGACUUCACUUGUUCAAAAUGAUGUUUUGAAUCAUCAUCGCUCACAUCCAAUAUCAUACGUUCAGAAUCAAGUGCAUGGGGACAAUCACCCCGUGAGACCCAAGAUUGCAAAUUUACCUGGUAACAACCCUCAGCCAGGUACGAGUCGAAAUUCAGAGCCUAAAACCCACAAGAGCAAACUUAGCAAGUUAAUGAGUGCAAGAGAGUUAGGGAGUAAGUUGGGCCAGCUCAGUUUGCUCUCAAAGAUUGUGACAAGAAGUUCCGACAAAAAAGAGACUGAUAGAGACAGUGCAAGGAACAGUAAGGAAAACAUGUCACAUAUCAAUGGAAAUUUUGAUAACUCAAGUGUAUGUGCAAGUGCGACUUCAAGGCCAAAUGCAAACAGGCCUAGUUCGCAUUCUUCAAAUUCCAGUAAGAGCUACAGAUAUAACGACAAUACAAAUGUGAAUGUAAAUCGAGCUGUACCAACAGAGGUUCAGAUGAGAAACGGAAACCCGGUUGUACGACCUUUGAACUUGAAUAUUUCUCAUUCUGAUGAAAGUCAUUCUGGGAAUGCGACUGGUAAUAGCACACAACCAGAAAAUCGACUUGGAAUGGCAGAAAUUGGUGUUGCGAAACUAGAAAUGGUUCCCCAGCGUGCUCACCAAUCCAUAGUGAAAAUUCGGAAAGGACCAUAUUCCAAGAGCACUUCUGAUCUAAGCCCUCAAAAAACAAACAAGUCAAAGCGAUGGAGUGAAACAGGGUUUGGGGAGGAGGAAGAGGAUGGAAGGGAUGAUAAAGGAACUACCUUUAAAAGACCAGACUCACUUUCAUUAAAGGGACAUAACUACACUUUUCAAAAAAACUUAGGAGAAUCAAAAACUUGCUCAGAUCUGAGCUUUCUUAUGGAGAACUCCAAAAAGGAGGAUUGUAUUGGAGUAACUCUGAUAGAACCCAAAGCAAAGAUAAAACGGCGGAUAAAGACGCCGUUGUCUUUAAAACAUGGACGAUUUUCACUGUACGAUGAUAGAUUGAUGACAAAAUAUUUUAUGGAGCAUCCAGAAAUCUUACAGAACAAGGUUUGUAAGUCGAGUGCCAGUCUACAGGAGCUCAUGUUAUUGGACAGAAAUGCCAAUUCUUUUACAGCAGAAGAUCACAAUUGUUAGUGAUUUGUGUUAUUGGAAAUGUGUCAGAAAAGUGAAUGUGUCACCAAGUCUGGAUCAUGGCAGUUUCUCAUGAUAGUAUUAAUUAUUGUAUAAUAUCUCAGUGUCAGAAUGUGUCUUCAUUUCAUUCAUUAUCGGCGUAUUUGAAUAUGUAUCGUGCGAUUGUGGAUAUAUUCACUUUCUGGUUCACCCAGGGUGCUGCAGCAUCUGUAUCUUGACAAAGAAGGAAAACAGAAAAAGAAAACCCGAGCAACACACUUUCUUUUAACAUCAUAAGAUUUGAAGAUGUCUUUCAAUUGAUAAAUGUUCAUGUAAUGUCUUGUCUAAUAAAAAGAAUAUUUUAAGACUUAUAAUUACUCCAGCUAAAUGACCUGUUUUUAUGAAAAUGAAAAAUAUUGAAAGAAGUAUUAGAGAAAACUGUUUUACAGAAGCCACUAAACUUCCUAGAAAAAUACUAAAAACAUUAAAAACAAAUGAAUUGACAAUUCUUAAAUUAAAUAUUGAUCAUUCAGUGUUGGAUAGACUUGAUCAUGCAGCCCAGAACAUACUUGUAUAACAGCCACAGUAAUCAUGAAUUAAAUUCUUGAUGAACCUUUAAUUAACAUAUGAUGUGCAGUGCACUUAAAUAAGGUCAUUGUGACCUUGACCUCAAGGCUAAAGGUUCGAUUUUCAGACCAAUAUAUCUUGUCUUGGCAAUAAACCUUUGAAAGAUAUUUAGAUGUGAAAAUGCAUUGUGUUGCUAGAGAACUGAAAUUUAGUCAGAGGGUAUCAAGUUAACCUUUGAUUUUUUGCAAUUUAAGAUCACUAUUUCUUAGAAAUCUUAAGGGUCAAAACAUCUAUGUCAAAUAAACCUGUCCCCACUAAAUAAUUAAGUGGGAAUCCCAAUGGGAUCCUUCUGACAAUUACAGUGGAGCAAAGGAACCCAAAAGUCGAAUCUCAUUUUGGUGUAUCAAGAACAAAUUCUUAAGGGUCUGCUGGAAACCGAACCGGUCAGUAAACUUCACUGAUAGUUAAAGAUUAAUGCAAAUUUAAACCAAAUCAUCUUUAGCUUUGAGUGAACUGGUGAAUGUUUUACAAUAUAAUGAAUAAAAGAUUAUUGAAUGAAACCGGUCACAUGACCAUAGCUCAAAGUUAUGGGUCAAAUAUCAAGGUCAAGUGGUUAAUCUCUUAACUGCUACAUAUUUUGAAAUGAACAGCAAAUAUGACUUGCUGAUGAGGGAAGUAAGUCAUGUUUUGGUAACAAAAUCAUUUUUUCUUCUGUCCAACUAUUCAAGGUUAAUAUACCACUUCCUUUACUCUUUCUUUCAAUCUUUUUAUCUCUCGAGUGCUCUCAGCACUUUGAUCUAAUUGUGCAAUUUAAACAAUCUGUGCCGAAUCACAUGUAGUGUGAAAGAGCUUCAUUUGUUUCUGGAUCAUCUUAGUGGUGAAUUCUACUUAAAGGCUGUCUGUAAAUGGAUAUUCUGUAUGAGAAAAUGAAAAUGAAAUGGAAGGAGAUGUGCAAUAUUUGAUUGUACUUUGUAUUUUAUUUUGUGUCUAGGUUAGUUAGUUUCCAUAAUUUCUUCCUUAAUCAUUUCAUUUUUAGGUGUAUCAGUUCUUCUAAUUCACCUCAUUUUUAGGUGUUUAGGAAAAGAUUCCUCUAUAGUUUGAUGUUACUAUGGACUUAGAUAGAAUGCACAGAUAGAAUACACAUGUACAUCUAAAUUGCAUAGAGGAACCAAGAAAUGAGAGGGAAAACAUUUUUACUGAACCUUAGUUCAUUUGUAGUUUGUGCUAUCAAGAAGAGUUUUAGAGAUAUUUCAAGUAGAUUAUUGAAAUUGCAUGAGUUCAACUGUGUUAAAAAUAGCCAUCAACUUCAACAAAACUACUUUACUCCGCAUAACUACUGUCAUAUCACCAUAGUCUCUUGUGUUAUAAAAUGUCAACUUUUAUUUAAAAGUUACCUUUUUUUUCUGCAAUACUUCUUUCAACAAACCUCAACCUAUAACCUACAUCAGGAACGUCAAAAAGUUUCCAGAUCUAAAAAUGAGUUUUAUUGCUCUAAUACAAAUUACAAAAGAUGUAGCUGGUUUCUCAAAUCUGUGUUACAUGUUACUCAUCAUUCGCUUUCCUUUAAUAUUUAAUUAUUUCAGACAUCUGACCUUUAUGUAAUCGUUAAUCACUUAAAACCCACAUGCAUGGGUUUGAGUAAUUAAGUCUGUCAUUGUUGUUAUUGAUGUGUGAUUGUUUAGCUGGUUUUAACUUUUUCAAAUUUGUAGAAAAUUCAAAAUUGUGUUCUUGUUUUUAUGGAUGCCGGUAGAAGGGAGGAUCUGAAAUUGAACAUUUUCCUAGUUUUAAAGAAAUAUUGUCACAAUUUUUCUGAAUGUUUUUCAGGUGGAUGUUUUUAAUCAUGCAUAUUGAAUUAUUAUAUAAUUAAUUACAUUUAGACUUUGUUUUGUUUUGACUCCCAGUCUCCGCCCUGUUUUUAUCUGGUUCCAUAUAGCCUCUAUCAUGUGCUGGAUGUUAAACAAUAUUUCAGUCUUCAAUUUAACUGUUGGAUAGAUAUAACCUUGAAAUGAUUUUUUUUUUUUAUAUAAGUCUUCUUUCCACAUUCAUCCAUUGUGUCAUGUUCCAUUUCAUAAACACAAUUAACAUUCUAUUUUAUUUAGAUGAAGGACAACUUGGCAAGUUGUCAUUGCCAAUUUGCUGUCUUGCCUUUGUAUCAUUGAUAUAAUCAACAACUUGUUUUAAUGAAGGCUUCAUGAUUGCUGUGUAAUAUAUAUUGCUAUUUUGUGAGCAAUAUUGAAAUGUCUCGUAGACUUGAGGCUUGUUUAAUGCGAGUGAUUUUUGCUGAUGAUAUAGGCGUGGUGGACGUGGUAGCCAUUAGUAUGAACAGAUAUUGCCCCAAUGUUCACAGAGCUUUUUGUAUGAACGUAAAUUAUUUAAGUGCCAAACCAGACUUCUUUUUGUUUUGUAUUGUUGCUUGAAGUAACCUGUUAAGUGUCCUGAUUUGUAUUUUACAUCUUGGUUCAAAAUGCCAUUUUCUUUGUAUGUAUAUAAAGCUAUGUGCUUUGUGUCUAUAUACUGUUACAUUGUAUCUCUGCAAAAAGAACACCUUAAUGUAUUGCCAGUAAAUGAGAGACAGAAUGAAUAUGCAACUGUCAUGAGUGUAGGUAUUGUGAAUGUGUGACGAGUGAUACCAGAGGAAGGGAGGUAACUCUUACUGAAUGUGACAUGGCAUAUCAACUCCCAUACCAAAAUUUUCUAACUUAUUUCACAUUGGAAUCUCAUUUUAGAACAAACUUGGACAGCCAGGUUUAUUCUAAGUUAGAUCUAAUGUCUAGCAUGCAAAUGAGGUUAAGAUUUCACAGAAAAUAACUGCUUUCAUACAGUAAAUCACAGUAAAUCUAACUUCGAUCUAACGAUCUAACGAUGUCACCUGAGAAAUUGAAAGUAGAAUAUAUUUGAAUUCAUAGCAAUUCAAAUUUCAGUAACAUAAAUACACAAAACAAUUUUUAUGAUGUAGUUUAAUUCUUUUCCUUGAUUCCAUCUGUCUGAUAUGUAUGUAACUCAUAUUUUACAUCAGAACUUCGAACAUUCAAACUGUAAAAAGUUCAUUUUCCUUAUUUACAUGUCCAGGCUCAUGUGCAAUGUCCAAAAAAGUUUUGAUGAAAUUAUAUAUGAUUGAGUUAAAAAUCCACACUCUGAAAUUAAAACAUUCACAACUAGUACUCAGAA
Messenger RNA from Pecten maximus, 7713 nucleotides. RefSeq lists its product as uncharacterized. Gene Ontology annotation, biological process: protein phosphorylation; BMP signaling pathway; cellular response to growth factor stimulus. Bases 295 to 4002 code for a protein of 1235 amino acids. NCBI's taxonomy places the organism in Eukaryota, Metazoa, Mollusca, Bivalvia, Pectinida, Pectinidae. The transcript is spliced from 12 exons. The record is from RefSeq and is a predicted model, not a curated record. Gene Ontology annotation, cellular component: signaling receptor complex; plasma membrane. Gene Ontology annotation, molecular function: ATP binding; transforming growth factor beta receptor activity.